ACACUCCUUGCGUACGGCAUGGAGUGUGGUUGGAUCUCCCCCACUACUAAGAUCCUGCAGUCUGAAGCUUCUCCUACUGGUUACCCUUUGUCAGACAACAUGGUGGCUUGGAUAGCUAGUGCGAUGAGCAUGUCAGCCAUAUUUGGUGUAUCACUUUAUUCAUAUAUAGCGGAUGCUUUUGGGAGGAGGAUUGGCAUUAUUCUAAUAGCUAUUCCAGAAGCGAUUGCAUGGAUAAUCAAAUUAUCAUAUUCAUCUACAACAACCCUCAUAAUAGCCAGAAUGUUUGCUGGUUUAGCAGCUGGAGGUUGUUUUAACAUAGUGCCGAUGUACGUCAAGGAGAUCAGUCAAGAUGACAUGAGAGGGGUCCUUGGUACCUUGCCCAUAGUUCUACAAUCAGUGGGUUUACUUAUCAUGUACAUAAUAGGAUCAUAUUUGAGUUACUUCACAGUUAUCUGGGUGGUGAUGUUGUUGCCGAUAUUGACAGCUUUGCUUUUGCUGAAAGCGCCAGAAUCUCCGGCAUUUCUAGUUAAACGAGGAAAAAUAAAUGAAGCAAUUGAAACUGUUGCACUUCUUAGAGGACUAGAAAAGGAUGAUAAAAUUGUACAAAGCAUAGUGGAAAGUAUGAAAAAAGAAGAUGAACACUUUAAAACUCUGCCUAAUAUCAGUAUUUUAAGUAUUUUAAAAGAACAAUCAUGGCGACAUGGACUCAUUCUCAUUUUAUUCUCUUUUAUGUUCCACGCCCUCAAUGGGUGUUAUGCUAUUAUGACCUACGCUUCAACUAUUUUGAUCUCUACUGGAGUGAAGUUUGACAUAAGUCCAGAAAUACAGACACUCAGUUUUCCUAUUGUUAUUACCAUCACCGCUUUAACACUUGCUGCUUGUGUGGAAAAAUUUGGAAGGAAGGUAAGGUAUAAUUAUAUUACAGAUACUAUCGUUAUCAGCAUAGAGUGUAAAUUAGGUAUACUCUAAGUUAUCAGCUUAUUCUAAAAGCUACUAUUGGUCACGCUCCUUGGAGAUUUAAAUAUGAAGCUUGAAACCAUCACACUGCUAUGCCGGUUGGCGAGUGUUUGAUUCGGAGUCUCUAACGCGUUAGUAAUAAUGACAAGACCGACGGCUUAACAUGUUUUCCGAGGCAUGGAGGUGUUACACCACCAACUUUUUACCAGUAGCGAAGACUGAAAUUUUGUAAUAAGUAAAGUUGAUGUGUUUUUUAGUUUGCAUGUGUUUU
This is a messenger RNA of Bicyclus anynana (squinting bush brown), 1228 nucleotides long. RefSeq lists its product as uncharacterized. Gene Ontology annotation, molecular function: transmembrane transporter activity. NCBI's taxonomy places the organism in Eukaryota, Metazoa, Arthropoda, Insecta, Lepidoptera, Nymphalidae. Bases 19 to 969 code for a protein of 316 amino acids. Gene Ontology annotation, cellular component: membrane. Gene Ontology annotation, biological process: transmembrane transport. The transcript has 4 exons. The record is from RefSeq and is a predicted model, not a curated record.